UUGCGUGUUCCCAUGCAUGGCUGCAGUAUAGCCAUCGUGGAUGCUGCGGGCGCUGCCUGAGGACCCCCGGUCACCCAUGUCUAGGCCAUGACCUGACUAGGGGUCCUGCUGCCUGGUGGAUGCGGCAUCUUCACGUUCCAGCUGGUGCAAAUUGCAGCUAUCACCGCCUCGUUUAUUCAUUUGCCGAUUUGACCAUGGCCAUCCACGACCGAGAGACCGAGCCAAAAGCCGCGACGCUCAAGUCAUGGUGGCGCAAGCUGCUACUGGCGAAAGAAGGCGCCGAGUGCACGUGCCACAAGCUGCCCUACCACGCCGACGCCAAGCGCCGGGCCAAAGCCGCCAACCAGCGCCAGAAGAAGACAACCAUUUUCGUCUGGUCGCCGAUGCAGCUGCCGCGGAAAUACAAAAGCGAUAUGCGGAAUCGCGCGCUCGUGGGCGGCCGCCCCGUCCCUUUCAUUCCGUCCCAAAACGACAAGUGGAAAACCUAUCGCAACAGCAGCUCGUUCGAAGCCAUUGAUGAAGACAUAUUGUGCACAUUUUGCGCCCUUCGAUGCACACGCGACGAGAGCGACGUGGACACGUGGUGAUUUUGCGUUGAAUGUCAUAAUAGUAAUGGACGUUUUUGAGAGUUUACG
This is a messenger RNA of Saprolegnia diclina VS20, 635 nucleotides long. RefSeq lists its product as hypothetical. Bases 120 to 587 code for a protein of 155 amino acids. NCBI's taxonomy places the organism in Eukaryota, Oomycota, Saprolegniomycetes, Saprolegniales, Saprolegniaceae. The transcript has a single exon. The record is from RefSeq and is a predicted model, not a curated record.